This is a messenger RNA of Eufriesea mexicana, 698 nucleotides long. RefSeq names its product ninjurin-1. Gene Ontology annotation, biological process: cell adhesion; tissue regeneration. The transcript has a single exon. NCBI's taxonomy places the organism in Eukaryota, Metazoa, Arthropoda, Insecta, Hymenoptera, Apidae. The coding region runs from base 29 to 685 and encodes 218 amino acids. The record is from RefSeq and is a predicted model, not a curated record. Gene Ontology annotation, cellular component: membrane.
AGUGCUUGGGAUAAAAAGUUAUUAAAUUAUGAGUCAAGAAAAGAAUAAAAGUGAUGAAAUCAUUUACAUGGACGAGAUUAGUGAUGAAAAACCACCGAUAUCUAAACCAACGGAAGUGAACUUUAGAUCACGUUCUAGUUCUAUUGCCGAGACUGACAAUACAAAUAAACCACAACAAAGUGUUGAUCCUGAUGUCGACCAUCUUGAAUCGACUACAAAUUUCCCGAUAUCGUUCGAUUCUCGAAUAGACAAUGACUUUUCACCAAGUGAAUUGGGAAUAUCGGAAACCCCACGAACUCCAUUUUUAGCGCAAGCACCUCUUCAAACAAUACCUGACGUGAAUGUUUAUCAGCACAAGAAAACGCUCGCACAAGGAAUGAUGGAUUUGGCUCUUUUGUCUGCUAAUGCGAAUCAAUUGCGGUACGUUUUGCAAACUGACGGGAGGCAUCCAUAUUUUUAUCCAGCUUUAGUACUAAUAGGUUCCAGUUUGUUGUUACAAAUUGCCGUGGGAAUAGGAUUGAUUUUGAAUAGUAGGUACAACGUUAAGGAUGAUGAUCAAAUGUGCAAGGCUGAUCGAGCUAAUAAUUGGACAGUAAUUGGUAUAUUUUUAGUGACGAUUUUUAAUGUUUUUAUCUCAUCGUUCGGCGUUGUUGAUCAAGUGUCAACAGCAGCUGUAACAGCCUAAAGUUAUUAGUGAA